AUGAGCGACGCGUUUCCGAACCCGUUUGACCCGCCGCCUGCUGCCGAGGCGCCGCCAGUGACGGAAGAUGAACUGAGUCGUGUGCUGCGCGAGUCGCUUGCAUUCGAGCAGGAUGCCGCGCAGCGCCGGCAGGAGGCCGAGGACGCCCAGCUCCGAGAGGCCCUCCGCGCCAGUGAGGAGGAGCAUCAGUGCCAGCAGCGCGCUCUCGAGGAGCAGCGGCGGCGCGAGCGGGAGGUGAUAGAGUCGUCGCGGCGCGAGGCGUUUCGCGAUGAGCGCCGCCGCGAGGCCGAGGAGCAGCGCCUCGCGCUCCUCGAGAUGGAGGUCAUGGCGCGCAGCAAGCGCGAACACGAGGGGCGCCUGCGCACACAGUCGCCGCGAGUGUCGCUGUCGCGCCCCUUCUCGCCGGCGUCGCGCGAAAGUGCGAGCGAUAUCGGGUCGUCGGACAUGGAGCCGCUCCUGUGGCUCCGCCACCGCAGCUCGGCCGCCACGACGGAGAGCUCGUCCAGUGCACCGCACCCACCCAGCACUCCGCCCCGCUUUGAGGAGAUGCCGAACCCGUUUGCGGCGCCAGACGGAGCAUCAGCACCGCUCCCGCCGAACGAGAGCGACACGCCGACCAGCGCGGCCGUCCCACCUCCCGCGGCGCCUGGCCCGGCCACCCACAGCAGGAGCCCCGCACCGCCGCGGCUGUCGCCCAUGCCACCUGCGACCCUGUUCGCGCAGGCCAGCCAUGUGACGGCACAGGCGGACGUCGCGAUGUCGCCCAGAUCCACAGCGGAAGCUGUCUUGCCAGCCGAACACAGGACGAUUCGCCCCACACAUGCGCUGAGCCGCUACGAGGCCUUGUUUGGACGGCACGAGGAGGAGUGGAACGACGAGUGUGGCGCCUCGCCCGCGAGCGAGUCCGGCUCGUCGUUCAGCCUGUCGCCCUCACCGACAUCGCCCGUCGCCGAGACGCCCGUCGCGAGUGAUCCGGUGGCGCUGGGGCGCAUGCUGGGCUUGGCGCCGGACAACGACACGACGCCAGUGCGCGAAACGCCGCCUGCCGUCCCACCUAAAUCCGACGAGGACGACACGCUAUCGCAGGGACCGAACCUAGAGCUGCCGACGCCCACGCCUCACACCGAGCCGCUCGGGUACCCGCCCGCGUAUGUGCCUGGCCACCCGGCGCUGCGGGGUGUACAGUUUGGCGCGGCCAAUGAGCCGUACCCCCUGGAACUGCGCACUCCCGACGGGGCGAUGAUAUACCCCACGCUAGACCUGUCGUCUACGCCGCAGCUGCCCGCGGAUGCCACGCAGCUGUGUUUCCCCCACGUCGUCGAGCUGGGCGGUGCUCAGCCGUACUUUGUGGUGCGCGCCUACUCGUGGAAGGUGCUGCUGCAGGCCCUCGCUUGGCACGGCACGUCGGUCGUGCAAGCGCCAGGCGGGGCGCUCUACGUGCAUGUGGCAUUCGCGGUGCCGAAGCAAGCUACCAGCCCCAGCUUCGCGGCGCCUUCGCUCGUGAGUCUCGCGCUUGGGACGUCCGCGGAGCCGGUGGCCCCCGCGUCCAGCGCACUCGCAGCGGCGUGUGCGUGCCACCAUGUGCCACUGUAUGCAGUACCGCUCGUGGCGCAUCCCCUCUCGCUGCCGACGGACCUGGUGACUCUUGCGCAGUCCCUGUUUACCGCGCCGCAGCUCAGCAUGGCGCCCGCGCUGCGGGAGCUAAAGCAGGCCAUUGCGCGCCAUGGCGAGUGGCUCGACGCGCGCAGCCACGCCAUGGCGUCGCGCACCCACACAUCGCCGAGUGCGGCCGAAACACUGGAGCUGCGCCUGCUCUCCCACCAGCUGGCCUUGCUGGCGCACCCAGUCACCGCGCCGGAUGCCGUCGAGAGCGAGGGCGGGCACCGCGACGCGCUCCGCACGCGCAUGCGCCGCACACUCGCGCGAUGGAACUCGGCGAACGUCGGGAACGACGAGGAUCUAGCUACGUGGAUCACGCCAUACGACGUAGCGAGCCGCCCGUAG
Messenger RNA from Malassezia sympodialis ATCC 42132, 2004 nucleotides. RefSeq lists its product as uncharacterized. The record is from RefSeq and is a predicted model, not a curated record. Lineage: Eukaryota; Fungi; Basidiomycota; Malasseziomycetes; Malasseziales; Malasseziaceae.